Molecule: messenger RNA, 454 nt
Organism: Vanessa tameamea
Lineage: Eukaryota; Metazoa; Arthropoda; Insecta; Lepidoptera; Nymphalidae
Product: flexible cuticle protein 12-like
Exons: 3
Coding region: 16-339 (107 amino acids)
Cellular component (GO): chitin-based extracellular matrix
Molecular function (GO): structural constituent of chitin-based larval cuticle
Source: RefSeq, a predicted model, not a curated record
AACCAAACCAAAAGAAUGAAGUCCUUCAUUGUUUUCGCUCUCGUCGUCGCCGCGGCCGUCGCUCUCCCAACCCAAAUCGACUCCAAAAACGCCGUCGUCGAAAAAAAUGAUUUGGUAAACAUCGGCGUUGAUGGAUACAGUUACGAAGUCCAGACAAGCGAUGGCAAGUCAGUUAAGGAAGUUGGGACCCUGAAGAACGUUGGAACUGAAAACGAAGGCAUCGAAGUCCGCGGCGAGUACUCUUACUACGGUGACGACGGUGUUUUAUACAGCGUGACCUACAUCGCCAACGAGAAAGGUUUCCAGCCACAAGGCGCCCAUCUCCCCGUCUCCCAAUAAAUACAUAUCAGCGAAAAUCAAAAUGAUCUAGUCUAAAUCGACCACCAAGCGACUGUCAUGUUGUUGGACUUGCACAUAGUUAGAAUAGUAAAUAUGUUUUUUUGAUUCCAAAACA